Molecule: messenger RNA, 2811 nt
Organism: Hemisphaericaspora subhashii
Lineage: Eukaryota; Fungi; Ascomycota; Pichiomycetes; Serinales; Debaryomycetaceae
Gene: MNL1
Product: Mnl1p
Exons: 1
Coding region: 1-2811 (936 amino acids)
Biological process (GO): regulation of transcription by RNA polymerase II
Cellular component (GO): chromatin
Molecular function (GO): DNA-binding transcription factor activity, RNA polymerase II-specific; RNA polymerase II cis-regulatory region sequence-specific DNA binding
Source: RefSeq, a predicted model, not a curated record
AUGGAUAUGAAUCCGGAAAUAGACGAGUUUACGUCGAAUUUACAGAUGUUUCCGGACCAACCAGGAAAUAAUAAUAAUCGUCAGAACACUGCCACCUUUCAACAAGGCAUCCAAUCAAAAGAUUCACAAAUGCAAGAGAAUUAUGAUGGUCUAUAUAAUCAAUUUGGAUUACAACCAUCCGAUUCCUUUUUGAGUUCAAAACAAGAUAGCAAUAAUAGUAAUAAUAAUAAUGUCAUUUAUAAAUCAUCAAAUAAUAAUAGCCAUAUGCUAUCAAAUUUAGAAUCACCACUUGGAUUCAAUGAUAUGGAUAUCGAAUUUAAUAUACAACCACCAUCACAACCACAAACGCAACAACAUCAGCAACAGCAACAGCAACAGCAACAACAACUGAUAUACUCCCAGGAUGAAGCAAACCAAGCAAUGUUUCAUUCCCAAAUUCAACACGAACAACAAGAAGAACAGCUGACUUUAUUUCCUAAAUAUGAAGAUCAGAAUUAUCGACCUACAAUAAAUAUGCCUGGAGCGUUCAAAACUGUAAAUGAUAAUAUGGAUAUCGAUAAUUCACCUCCAUUCACAAUAGAACUGGAUUUAGGGUUUGAACGUCAUCUAGAUAAUAAUUCAAUAGUAACAAAUGCUCAAAUUCAUAAUCAAGAUUCCGAUUCUUUAUUCAAAAAUCAAUUAUCAGUUCCUCAACCUUCAAAUAAUCAUUUAACACCGGAAAAUGCUGCGUUGAGUCCAUUUGAUACUAGUUCUCGCGUUUCAUCUUCACAUAAUCUUCCAAUGGCACCCCAUGGCAAUUCAUUAUUUACAAAUGGAAGGGAUUUCCAUCUAUUUGAUGAAGAUUCUCAUAGUUAUUCUCAUGGAAGGCUAAGAAAUGGAUCCAUAGAUAGUUAUUAUGCGGCUAAUGUUAUUAAUAUGCAGAAGCAAUUUCAACAACAACAGCUCCAACAGCAACAAGAAAAUCAAAUGCAUCCACUUCAACAACAAACCCCACAACCUAUUAACAUGCAAAAUAAGAAUAUGUUUAAUGAAUUAUCUCCGUUGACAACAACUACUUCCCAUACGCCGUCAGUAACUUCAUUACAUUCAACACAGCCAUCAUUCUUUUCUGCCCAGCAAUAUUUUUCACGGAAUUCCUUUGAACAACCCCCAAGCUCCUUACAUCGUCCAUCUAUAGACGCAUUCAAUACAAAUAGAACGUCGAUUGAUAGUCAACAACAAACUCCUCAGCGACAACAACAACGAAAUCCGAAAUACAGCUUCACGACCUCCAUCAGCAAUUAUUUGCCAUUUAUGAGUGAUAAAAAUCAACAACGAUCACCUCCAAAUUCAUCCUCAUCGCCCCAGAAUUUAAUAAAUACACCGCCACAGCAACCAGGUCAGCCAUCUAGGCAUUUGCUAAGGACUAUAUUCAAGAGUACAAAUUAUGGAAACAACAGCAAUAAUAAUGGCGUGGCUGUAUCAGAAUUAAACAACAUGAAUGAAAUGGAAACUGAAAAUGACCAGGAUAUGAACUAUGUUCAACUGUCAUUCUUGCAAAAUGGCGGUAGCGGUGGUGCAAGUGAAAACCACGAUUUCUUAAUGAUGAGUCCGACUAAAGAAGAACCUGAAUAUGAAACAAUGGAUAAUAUUGUUACUGCACCUAAAAAGGCAAAACGGUCAAAAAGAAGUCUUUUCACUAGAUUCAAAGCCCCAUCUAAACUUGAACCUCCUUUGGAGGAUACAACAGCAGUGCAAUCGGUUGAAGAGCUUAAGACUACUCAAGAUAAUGCAAGCUCGGUGAAUAGUAUGACUGGUGGAAAUGUAUCGGCACAAGGUUCUAUGAGUGGUACGCCGUCGAUAGCGACUGGUAGUAAUCAAUUGGAGCAUACCGCGUCUGGAGGAUCUCAGCGACAAGCAAUCCAACUGCAACAACAGCAACAACAACCGUCAUCUCAAGCUUCUGAGCCAGAUUAUGCGGCAUUAUUUGAAAAUAUGGGGAAAAGAAAGAAUAUUGUUCUGUCGGGAUAUAGAAAACCAAAGAAACCAAAGGAAGAAUCACUUAGUGUUAAUAAUUCAAAUUCGACAGUUGAUAAAUCAUCCAUAUUGAAUUUUGGAAAAUCUUCAAAAAGUAGAAAUGGAAGUGAGCAUUCUUCGAUUUUGCAACAACAACAACUGCAACAAUCCUAUAAUGAAGAUGACGAUUAUGAGAGUGAUGAUCACUCAAGUUCACAAAAUAUGAGUGCUGUUUCUUCCAACGUAUCAUCUUCUGGUCAUGUUCGUGCUCUGAUGGAAUCUGAAACCCUGAAUUCAGCAUCUGGAAUCACUCCAACUACAUCAACCCUUGCUACUGCAUCAAAGAGAAUUUUAGGAUCGAAAUUGAUGUUGAAGAAGAAAUCUAAUGUCAAGCAUGUUAAUAAUCCAAAAGAUGCAUUUAUAGCAUCAUUGGACACACCAGUAGCAACUAUGAUAUCUAAAGGUGUAGAAGUUGAAGUUGAUUUACGUUCAUUAGAUUUACCUCCCGAUACCAAGAUUUUCCCUACUUCAAUAAUUAAUUCCAAGAAUAGGACUAGAGGACGUAAGGAAAAUAAAGAAGCAGAUAUGGUUGAUCAAUCUAAGAUUUAUUUAUGUAAUUAUUGUUCGAGGAGAUUUAAACGUCAUGAACAUCUAAAAAGGCAUUUCCGUUCUUUGCAUACGUUUGAAAAACCAUAUGAUUGUACGAUUUGUCAUAAGAAGUUUAGUAGGUCUGAUAAUUUGAAUCAACAUUUGAAAAUACAUAAACAGGAAGAAGAGGAACGACAAAGGAUGCAAGGAAUUGAGGAAAUGGAAUAA